Molecule: messenger RNA, 240 nt
Organism: Acaulospora morrowiae
Lineage: Eukaryota; Fungi; Glomeromycota; Glomeromycetes; Diversisporales; Acaulosporaceae
Source: the annotation of a GenBank genome assembly
AUGAAUGACGCAGCAACCAACCCGAACAAGAAAGAUGUCAAGCAACUUAGGGACAGCAAAGUUUCUAACAGACAGUCAGACAGAACUAUCAGAUACGAAAGAAGAACAGUCAAGGAAACAACUCCCCUUAGGACCCAACUAUACGCAAAGAAACCCAACACUCAAACAAAACAACUACAAGCCCUUACAACCCAAAGCGACGCCAAACAACCCCAAACCCCAACAGCCCAAAACCAAAUG